AUGGUAUAUCGGAUAUCUCUCACCCUCGGGACUCUGCUGUUAGUUUUAUUCUUCGCAGAUUCGAGGGCUCAGGAGGGGUGUAUGUGUCAAGCAAUAGACGACAACGCCAGAGAUACAAUCUUCGCAAAUUUUGGUCCCAUAAAUACAUGCGCAGACCUCGCAUUCUGUGCGUGUGAGACGGAAGGUGUCGCUGCUUGUCGAAGAGCUUGUGAAAGAAUUGUUCAAGAUUGGUCCCGAUUUGAAUGUCCUGGUAAUCUACGACAAAGAGAGGUUCGAGCUCGAUACGCUGCUGGCGAGUGUAAACUUGGCUUUGGAGACAACACGCAUAACUGCCGAGCUCGACGGUUAGAUGGAUUCUUAUUUGGUAAUUUAGGAGCGGCAGGAGGUGGAAACAACGCUAUAGUUGGUGCGGCGGGAGGUGGAAACAUGGGAAAUGCGGCAGGUCCGCCUGGCGGAUGCUGUCCAUGUAAUCCCUGGAUAUUAGACAACAUUUAA
Molecule: messenger RNA, 495 nt
Organism: Lottia gigantea (owl limpet)
Lineage: Eukaryota; Metazoa; Mollusca; Gastropoda; Lottiidae
Exons: 2
Coding region: 1-495 (164 amino acids)
Source: RefSeq, a predicted model, not a curated record